Molecule: messenger RNA, 1395 nt
Organism: Lates calcarifer (barramundi perch)
Lineage: Eukaryota; Metazoa; Chordata; Actinopteri; Centropomidae
Gene: gmppb
Product: GDP-mannose pyrophosphorylase B
Biological process (GO): GDP-mannose biosynthetic process; cell wall mannoprotein biosynthetic process
Cellular component (GO): cytoplasm
Molecular function (GO): mannose-1-phosphate guanylyltransferase (GTP) activity; GTP binding
Source: RefSeq, a predicted model, not a curated record
GUUGUAAAUGUCACGUAGUGUUGACGUGAGCUCGGGUUUGAACGAUCUUACGUGUCAUUCUCAGAGUUUCAGUGAUUCAGAAAUAUCCCGGACACUUUCGGUGAAGAGUCCCUGCGGUUUCUGGUUGCACUAUUGAUGAGCUGUGAUUAACAGUUGCUAACUUCCUGGAGACAUGAAGGCUUUGAUCCUGGUGGGAGGGUACGGGACCCGGCUGAGACCACUCACCCUGAGUGUCCCCAAACCGUUGGUAGAGUUCUGCAACAAACCCAUCCUGCUGCACCAGGUGGAGGCGCUGGUCAAGGCUGGGGUGGACCAUGUGGUACUGGCAGUGAGCUACAUGUCAGAGCUGCUGGAGAGAGAGAUGAGAGUCCAGGAGCAGAGACUUGGGAUUCGUAUCUCUCUGUCUCAUGAGAAGGAGCCUCUGGGAACAGCGGGUCCUCUGGCGUUGGCACGAGAGCUGCUGAACGUGGACAACGAGCCGUUCUUCGUCCUGAACUCAGACGUCAUCUGUGAUUUUCCCUUCAAAGAUCUGCUGCAGUUCCACCGCAACCACGGCAAGGAGGGAACCAUCGUGGUGACUCGGGUGGAGGAGCCCUCUAAGUACGGUGUGGUGGUGUUUGAGACGGACAGCGGGAGGAUCCAUCGCUUCGUCGAGAAGCCGCAGGUCUUCGUCUCUAACAAGAUCAAUGCCGGCAUGUACAUCUUCAAUCCCAGCAUGCUCAGCAGGAUCCAGCUGAGACCAACGUCCAUAGAAAAGGAGAUAUUUCCUGUCAUGGCCGAGGAGGGACAGCUGUACGCCAUGGAGCUACAGGGUUUCUGGAUGGACAUUGGUCAGCCUAAAGACUUCCUGACAGGGAUGUGUAUGUACCUCCAGUCGCUACGACAACAUGCCCCCGACAGGCUACGCACGGGGCCCGGUUUCCUUGGCAACGUUCUGGUGGACCCAACGGCUCAGAUCGGGGAGAACUGCACCAUCGGUCCGAACGUGACCAUCGGCGCCGGCGUGGUUGUGGAGGACGGCGUGAGGAUAAAACGCUGCACGGUGCUGAAGGGGGCGCGGGUCCGAUCGCACUCCUGGCUGGAGAGCUGCAUUGUGGGGUGGAGCUCCUCUGUGGGACAGUGGGUUCGUAUGGAGAAUGUGACGGUGCUGGGGGAGGACGUGAUCGUGAACGACGAGCUUUACCUGAACGGCGCCAACGUCCUGCCUCACAAAUCUAUCAACGAGUCGGUCCCAGAACCUCGGAUCAUCAUGUAGCAUCAGGGCUGGAAGGAGAAAAAGAUCAGCGCCUUUUAUGUAUAUAUACGAACUUGACUGAAAACCCAAACUGUGCCAGAGAGAGGGAGAGAGGGGGAGGAACAGAUGGGCAGAGGGAAGGAGAAGAAGGGGGACAGAAA